AAAUGACAUUGAAAUGUUUUUCUUUGUAUGUUUGUACACUGCGUUUCGAUAUUAUAUCUUAAAUUUAAUGGAAAAAACACCACCACAACAAAUUCCAUUUACUUACAGACAGUAUUAUCUUAGAAUGGCAGAAUCAUGUCCUCCAAAAAGAAAUAAUUUGUCAUUAGUUGGAGUUGAUUUCAAACAGGAGUGUACAAGUCCAAGUCCUACUGAAACUGUUUGUUUGGAAAAUUUAAGUAUUGAUAGCGUACCAGGCCCUUCCCAAUUACUAGAUGCAAGUGGGGAUGACUUAACAAAUUUAGAUAGUAACGAUAAGAUUGAAACGAAAUCGGAGUUCUUAAGUGAAUUAGGCUUAGAGGAGUGUGAUGGUGAUUGUGAAGAGCAUUCUUGGAACAAUAUUUUUCAGGAAGAAAUCGAUAAUGCAGUUAGAAGUAUUAUAGAUGAAGACUGUAAUGGAAUUAAUAGCGUCGAAACUCCUUAUUCAAUGUGCCCUGCAACACCAAAAAGUACAUUGAAGGCGGCAUAUGAUCGAAGGAGAAAACGAAAAUUGGACCUUCAAAAUGGGCAUCCGUGCAAAAAAAUGUUACCAGAUAAAAAGGCCACAGAGUUAUCUAAUAAAGCGCAAAGUGAAAUUCAAAACGUCGUCGUACCCUCGCCGCCAAUUCAGUCAGAAAUCCCCUCCAGUAAUAAUCAGUCGGUCGUCACUACACCUGUUGGCGAUAAGAUGAAAACUAUUAGAGCUGUUAUUCCGACAAAGGACAAUCCGCCCCCAGAAUUAGGAGAGUGGAUCACGCAGUUUCAGAGAUGGUCUAACGCAGAAAGAUUGUUAGCAAUAGACGAGCUGAUCACUCGCUGCGAGCCCACGCAAGUGAGGCACAUGAUGCAAGUGAUCGAGCCCCAGUUUCAGCGUGAUUUUAUCUCGCUAUUGCCUCGAGAGCUGGCACUGUCUGUUUUGCGGCUGCUUGAACCUGCCGAUCUUUUGCGUGCUGCUCAAACGUGUCGUAGCUGGCGCUUUCUUGCUGACGACAACCUCUUAUGGAAAGAAAAGUGCAAGCAGGUCGGCAUCGAAGACAUACCCAAACGUAAGAUGUCGCCCCGUUGUCCCAAUAGUCAUACUUCGCCCUGGAAAGCAGCUUAUAUGAGACACCACGCGAUUGAAAUGAACUGGCGUAGUAGACCCAUCAAACCCCCGAAAAUGCUCAAGGGCCAUGACGAUCACGUGAUUACGUGCCUUCAGUUUUGCGGAAACCACAUCGUUAGUGGAUCUGAUGACAAUACAUUGAAAGUUUGGUCCGCGACAACAGGAAAGUGUUUGCGAACCUUGGUUGGACACACAGGGGGCGUGUGGUCUUCCCAGAUGUCCGGCAGCAUAAUAAUAAGCGGCAGUACUGACCGUACUUUGAAAGUAUGGGACGCUGAGACGGGAGUUUGCAUUCACACCCUGUACGGACACACAUCCACUGUGCGUUGCAUGCACCUUCACAAAGAUAAGGUCGUGAGUGGUUCACGUGAUGCUACUUUGAGAGUGUGGAAUAUUGAGACAGGAGAAUGUUUACAUGUUUUGGUUGGUCACCUUGCCGCGGUUCGAUGUGUCCAGUACGACGGGAAAUUGGUAGUUUCUGGGGCUUAUGAUUACAUGGUGAAGGUUUGGAAUCCGGAGAGGGAGGAAUGUAUUCAUACACUUCAGGGGCAUACUAACCGUGUAUAUUCGUUACAGUUUGAUGGUGUCCAUGUGGUGAGUGGUUCGCUAGAUACCAGCAUAAGGGUGUGGGAGGUUGAGUCGGGUGCCUGCCGUCAUACCUUAAUGGGUCACCAGUCGCUUACAUCCGGCAUGGAACUGCGUAAUAACAUUCUUGUUUCGGGAAAUGCCGAUUCUACGGUUAAAGUUUGGGACAUUAUCACCGGUCAGUGUCUACAAACGCUCUCAGGGCCUUAUAAACAUCAAUCAGCCGUAACUUGCCUUCAAUUCAACAAUCGUUUUGUGAUAACGUCGUCAGAUGACGGUACAGUCAAGCUGUGGGACCUGAAGACGGGCGAGUUCAUCCGAAAUCUGGUGGCGCUCGAUAGUGGCGGAUCAGGCGGUGUCGUGUGGCGCAUACGUGCCAGCGACACCAAAUUGGUGUGCGCAGUUGGGAGCCGGAAUGGCACCGAGGAAACAAAACUCCUCGUGCUCGACUUCGACGUCGACUCCAAUUCCAGUACUGUAAUAUGUAGGUAACUAAUAAGGACCUCAACAAAUGUGUGCUUGCUGUCACCGUUCUUGCGUGUCGUGUGUGUGUGGUCGGUGGGUUGGUGGCAUCCUUCUACUACUGCAUCUACUGCCACGAAUGUUGAUGACUGAUGUAUGCAAAACCAAUAAGGAACUAACUCGAGUAUGUAAUGUAUGAACGGUAAUGAUUAUUAUAAUUACUAUUUUUUUAUUUUUGAAAUGAAUACUUCUUAUGUGACAGUAGAUAAGCGCGUGUCAAAUUAUUUUCCACGUGUGGUAGACGCGUAGAAUUAUCGAGCCUGUCGUGCAUCGAAUAGUGCAACUAUUUGGUACAGGAAGUAUUCACUUCAAACAUUGUGUAAGGACACACACUUUUUUGUUGGCUAUGAAGUCCAUGUUUUACAUUUGUUGCAGUUGGUCUUUAUUUUUACUUUUUCUUUUAUGGUUUUUUAAGGCAGCAAAAGGUAAAAGGGCGACUUUAUGUAAUGGUUAUUAGAGAAACAAUAAUUUAGAAACGUAAAAGUAAACAAGUUCUAUUAUAUAGUUUUUAUUUACCUUUUGAGCUAUAUUUGACAAAUUCAACAAAAAAAAGUGAAUUUUUAAUUUGUUUAAUACUUCAUACAUUUUUAAAUAUAUUAUGUACCUAAUGUUGCUGAAAUUAUUGUACCAUUACAGUUACUAGCUGCCUUAAAAAUAUUUCUGUAACAAACCUAAUUUUUUUGAAUAUCAACUACAGUUAAGUUGUAAAUAUAAUAACUUUCCAACUAUUAUUAUUUUAUCGUUAUACAUUUAUAUAUUCUGUACAGUAAAGUUUGAAUAUCUUUUGCUUGAAAUUAUUACUUUUGUAUCUAAAAACUAUAAUAAUUUGGCAUACUGUACUGUACUGUACUCUCUUAUUUAUUCAAUAAGGAAAGGAUAUUAAGCUCUUGAUUUAUUAUUUUUCAUUUUUAUAACGAAUGUAAAACAUGGAAUUUUCCUAGAUGCAAUAUUGUUAAUACCAUCAUUAAUUUCAAAGCGAGUUUUCCGUUGUUUAAUUUCGAAGUCAUAAGAAAAAGCUGGUGCCCUUAUGUUAUUCGAUAAUUAUUUCACACCCUUCCUGUACGAUUUUAACAAACAAAAAGUUAUUUUAUACAUACUAUAUUGUUGGUAACAGAUUUCUUUUAAGUUUGUUUAAAUUUUCUAUUUUAUUUUUUCUAACAUUUUUCUUUGUAUAUUAUCGUCAUGGAGUUCCCCAUAAAGUUUAAGAUAUAAUACAUUGAUGGAGUCAGUUGAGUUCCAUAAUAAAUUAAUUAUAAUUCACAAAAAUUAAUUAAAGUAAAUUUCCCAAGUUUUUCAAAUAUUAAAACAAAUUCCGGUUAAAUAGAUAAUUACAUCACAAAUUUAAUUUUUAAAACAUCACAAAUAUUUUACUUAAUUGGCAUUUAUGAAAUGUACUAUAAUCUGAGCGUUUAGGAAAUUAAGUACUUAUUUAUUUUUGUAAUCGGUAUUAAGUUACUAAUUGCCUUAUUUAUGGAGUAAUGAUGGAAAUGUGACUUUUUAAUAUUUUUUUUUGUAAUUGUUUUCGUUUUCUUGGCAUUUUUCAGUAAUAUUAAUACGAUAACUGCAUUUUAAAGUGCUCCAGCCAGUUUAUAUCUAUGCGGAAAAUGGAAUUAUUCUUCUCUUAUAAUAUUCUUUUUCAUUUAUGUGCAAAAAUCGUCAUUUUCUGUCGGUAUAUUAAGUGACUGGGAUACUAAAAAGUUGUUGUAUUUGUUUCUGAAUUGAGGGGUCUCGUUUAAAAAUUGGGAGAACCCCUUAGCAGAAGAAACGAGCACCAGUGAGACUGAUGUAAUAUUGUCUAUUUCAUGUGAGGUAGGUCAAGUGCCACAUUAUAAAGUACUUGUUUUUCUAGAAGCUUAGGUCUUAUUAUAUAAGUAACGUUAUUGAUAUUGCAAUAAAUAAAAUAUUGGUUAAU
Molecule: messenger RNA, 4160 nt
Organism: Agrilus planipennis (emerald ash borer)
Lineage: Eukaryota; Metazoa; Arthropoda; Insecta; Coleoptera; Buprestidae
Gene: ago
Product: F-box/WD repeat-containing protein 7-like
Exons: 10
Coding region: 14-2218 (734 amino acids)
Biological process (GO): ubiquitin recycling; proteasome-mediated ubiquitin-dependent protein catabolic process
Cellular component (GO): nucleus; cytoplasm
Molecular function (GO): ubiquitin binding
Source: RefSeq, a predicted model, not a curated record